This is a messenger RNA of Heteronotia binoei (common prickly gecko), 1310 nucleotides long. It is a transcript of the gene KHK, whose product is annotated as ketohexokinase. The coding region runs from base 125 to 1021 and encodes 298 amino acids. The record is from RefSeq and is a predicted model, not a curated record. Gene Ontology annotation, molecular function: ketohexokinase activity. Gene Ontology annotation, biological process: fructose metabolic process. The transcript is spliced from 8 exons. NCBI's taxonomy places the organism in Eukaryota, Metazoa, Chordata, Lepidosauria, Squamata, Gekkonidae.
GCUCUCAGGACCCCGAAAGCGGCGAGAGCCCGAUCGGCGCCUGGGAGGUGGGUUUGCCUCCGCUGUGUGCUCGGCGCUGUACAGCAGGGGCGCUUGGCAGCACCCCAGGCGUCGCCCCGCAUCCAUGGGGGAGAAGCGGAUCUUGUGCGUUGGCCUCGUGUGCUUGGAUAUCAUUAGCGUGGUGGAUCGCUACCCGGAAGAGGACACAGACACCAGGUGUCAGUCGCAGCGCUGGCAGCGAGGGGGGAAUGCCUCCAACACCUGCACGGUCUUGUCUCUCCUGGGGGCACCCUGUGCUUUCAUGGGCUCACUGGCUCCGGGCCAUGCUGCAAAAUUCAUCCUGUCUGAUUUCCUGCACCGCAACGUGAAUGUGGCCCAUGUGGUCUGGCAAAGCCAGGGGGACACACCGUGUGCCUGCUGCAUCGUCAACAGCUCCAACGGCUCUCGGACAGUCACUCUCUUUGACACCAACCUGCCAGAUGUGACAGAUGCUGAUUUUGAACAGGUUAACCUGUCUCAGUACAAGUGGAUUCACUGGGAGGGCAGGAACGCCUCUGAACAGGUGAAGAUGAUACGACGGGUAGAGGAGUAUAGCCGAACCUGCUCCGAGUCUCAGCGAGUGGGCACAUCUGUGGAAGUGGAGAAGCCACGACAAGAUUUAUACCAGCUGUUUGGCUAUGGAGAUGUGGUGUUUGUCAGCAAGGAUGUGGCUAAAGAUUUUGGUUUCUAUUCUGCCUCUGAAGCUGUGAAGGGGCUGUACAGGCGUGUGAAACCAGGGGCCACCUUGAUCUGUGCUUGGGCUGAGAAUGGGGCUGAUGCGAUGGGACCAGAUGGGCAACUGGUGCACUCAGAUGCCUUCCCCCCCGACAACGUCGUGGACACGCUGGGAGCCGGGGACACCUUCAACGCUUCUGUCAUCCUUGCUCUAAGCAGGGGGAGACCACUUCAGGAGGCCAUCACCUAUGGGUGCCAGGUGGCUGGCCGGAAGUGUGGGGUGCAUGGCUAUGAUGGGAUCGUGUGAGCUGCAUUCCAGAACGCAUUCCGGAAGCCACAUCUGCUGGGUCUGGGACCCUUCUCCAAGCCAAGGACCAAAAUCUUCUGCUGCUGCACUGCAUACACACCAUGGAUGCUGGUGCUGCUUUUAUGCAACUCACAGGUGGUGGGAGAGGGAAAGGCCAAGCCUGACUUGCCAUCCUGCACGUACCGUGCUGUCUGCUCUGGCUGGCCCUGGUGCUUUUGUCCCCAGUGGGGACUCUUGUGUUGCUACUUCUUGAGUAAAGAUCAAUAAAAGCGCUCAGAUUUACAGAUCA